This is a messenger RNA of Oreochromis niloticus (Nile tilapia), 2074 nucleotides long. Its product is annotated as arrestin domain-containing protein 3. NCBI's taxonomy places the organism in Eukaryota, Metazoa, Chordata, Actinopteri, Cichliformes, Cichlidae. Bases 17 to 1648 code for a protein of 543 amino acids. The transcript is spliced from 10 exons. The record is from RefSeq and is a predicted model, not a curated record.
UUCACUCGGCUCUGAAAUGUCUCCCAUAAAGAACUUAAAUGUGACUUUUGAAACAAUCAGUGACAACAGCAGCUAUUCUGAAGGCGAUACCAUAGUGGGCACAGUUAGUUUCAGGUUGAAAAAAGACGUCAAAGUCAAGAGCGUUUAUGUAAAAGCCAAAGGAGAAGCUAACGUAGAAUGGACAGAAGUAGGUGUACCUGUCGAGAGACUGCAAAGUGCGCACAGGAGAUAUUUCAAAGUGAAGGAAUACUUGGUUGCAGAAAAUCAUGAAGGGACUGUUCUUCCAAAAAGAGUGCACAUCUUUAAGUUCAGGCUCAAAAUCCCAGAGGGGAGGAUGCCUUCGUCCUUCAAGGGAAAACAUGGAAAUAUUGUCUACACCUUUGAAGCCAAGAUAUCUAGGAGCUGGCGACUGCCUUCGAAAGUACUAAAAGAGAUCAACUUUGUGUCAAAGUCCUGUCCACACACUCCUCAAAUGAUGUGUCCACAGUCCAGUUCAGUGCAUAAAAAGAUGAGUGGUCUCUCCAAGGGACAGGUCCAGAUCUGUGCUACCAUUAACAGAGGAGUUUGUUCUCCAGGUGAAACCUUAUCUGUUGUCGCCAAAAUCUGCAACUCCUCUUCCAAGAACAUGAGGCUCAAAUUCAAACUUCAGCAGGUAACGGUGUACAGUUGCCAGGACAACACUAAUAGCAGCAAGGAAACGCUGUUCAAAGUGGUCGGAGACACUAUCCGUCCAAACUCAGAGCAAACUGCCUCCUGCCAGCUGAAAGUUCCCAGUGAUGCCAUUCCCACCCUCCGUAACUGUGAAAUCAUCUCAGUUGAAUAUUACAUAAAGGUGUAUCUGGACGUUAGUUUUGCCCUUGACCCAGAGGUGGUGUUUCCACUGGUCAUCCUUCCUUCUAAAUUUGCUCCAACUCAGAGUCGUGAGGCUUUGGGGCCUGAGACAGUUGAGCCUCCAGCUUACAGCGAGUUCACAUCCUCUACUCUCCCCACUGGAUUGGAUCCUAUACUCACAGGGUCAGAGCUGUCUGCCUUAAAGAUUCAAAACAAGCUGCUGGGUAAAUGUCUGCAGGUUACAGAAGGAACUGAAGGAGGUAGAGUGUCACUGGGCGAAUGCAGCCCACACUCACCUUUACAGGAAUGGCGUUGGCACCAAGAGAGCCAGACUGUCAGCAACUACCACACUGGAGAAUGUCUGACUGCACCACAAGAACAAUAUGAAGGUGUUCACCUGCAGCCCUGUGUCUUCAGAACUGCAAGUAGCAAGGAUGGUGAUAGAAAAGAGCCAGGAAGACAGGUAUGGACAUGCUCCAGAAAAGGCCACCUCACUGUGGUUGGGAAGGGGCUCCACCUUACUGCUACAAAAGAAUCCACUUUGGUCUUCCUUUCAAGAGGACAUAAGAAGAAGCAGGGCAGCAGGUGGAGAACACUUGACAGCCAGAUGCUAUGCAAUGGGAAAACCAGGCAACAUAAAAAUAUCAAUCCUCACCUACAUCUGGGGGAAUCGUUGGAACCAGAGAUUCUUUUCAGUUAUAUCUCUGAUGUAUACAGACAGGAUGAAACAGAUCUCCUGGAAAAUGGCUAUGGUGGUGUUAAGUUUAUUGUCUCUGUUCCUGGGGAGUCUGACUCUUUUCUUCGGUAUUUACGCUGAUAGCCGUCAGACCUGGACACCUUGCAGUCGUUGAGUGAGCUUGGCUGAAACUGGGUCAUGCAGCAGGAUAAUGAUCAGAAGCACAGCAGCAAGUCCAAAAAAAAACAGAAAAUGAUGGUGGCUAAGGCAAAGUCCAGACCUCAUUCCAACUGAAAUGCUGUGGUGGGACCUUGGGAGAACUUUGCACAAAUGAAUACCAGUAAACCUCAGAACUGAACUGAAGCAGUGUUGCAAAAACGAGUGGGCCAAAAUUCCUUCACAAUGAGUGAGAGAAUGAAAGACAUACAGAAAACAAAUACUUCAAAUUGUUGCUGCCAAAAGUGGUUCUAUGAGCUACUGGAAUGGGGUGUAUGUAGUUUUUGAGCAGACAGGUAUAUAACAAUAUCUAUAUAGAGAUAUGUUCAAUGGAGUUUAUUGUUAUGAGAG